ACUUCCCCGCCCGCGGCUGCCGGGCUGCCCGCGGCUGCCGCCGACCAUGGACCGGCAGAGCGUGCUGGACCAGCUCCUCCCAGAGCUCAACAUCUUGCUCAAACUGCUGGACCAUGAGUACCUGAGCUCCACGACGCAGGAGAAGAAGCUGGCCGUCGCCACCAUCCUGCAGAAGCUGCAGCCGCCUCCAGGGAAGGACGUGGACUACCUGUACGUGAACACGGCGUCCCUGAACAAUGGCACCAGCUUCGUGGAGUCCCUCUUCGAGGAGUUCGACUGUGACCUGCGGGAUCUCCAGGACAUGCAGGAGGACGAUGGGGAUGCCAGCGAUGGCAUUGGCUUGGAGCUUGCGAGGAGCCAGACAGCAAAAAAUGUUGCUGUGGACCCUCCUCCACCAUUACCCACUACUCCUCCACCUGAAGACUACUACGAGGAAGCCCUGCCUCUGGGCCCGGGCAAAGCCCCAGAGUACAUCACGUCCCGCAACAGCUCCAGCCCCCCCAACUCGAUCGAGGAUGGAUAUUACGAGGAUGCAGACAGCAACUACCCCGUUACCAGGAUGAACGGGGAGCAAAAAAACUCCUCAUCAGGAAGGGGAGUCCCUACCUUCGCAGCCAGCUCUGCCGUGACCUCCAUGAGCUUCCUGUGCCACGGAGGAGACAAUGACUCGGAUGCGAUGAGCAGCUCUUAUGAGUCGUACGACGAGGAGGAGGAGGAGGGGAAGGGCCAGCAGCUGACACACCAGUGGCCGUCAGAGGAAGCCUCCAUGAACCUGGUGAAGGACUGUAGGAUUUGCGCUUUCCUGUUGCGUAAGAAGCGCUUUGGACAGUGGGCCAAGCAGCUCACCAUCAUACGGGACAACAAACUGCUGUGCUACAAAAGCUCCAAAGACCGGCAGCCGCACGUGGAAGUGCCCCUGGGCACCUGCAAUGUCAUCUACGUCCCCAAGGACGGGCGGCGCAAGAAGCACGAGCUGCGUUUCUCGCUGCCGGGGGCCGAGGCGCUGGUGCUGGCCGUGCAGAGCAAGGAGCAGGCUGAGGAGUGGCUGAAGGUGAUCAAGGAGGCGAGCAGUGCGGGAGCGGGCGGGCUGGAAGCCCCCACGUCCCCAGCGGUGCUGCGCAAGACGGACCUGGACAAGCGGCUCUCGCAGGAGAAGCACACCUCCGACUCGGACAGCGUGGCGACAGGCGAGACCUGCUCCCCCGCGGCCCGCAGGGAGCCCUGUGAGCACGGGAAAGGCAAGAGGAGCGGCUUGGCUGACCUGAAGGGCUCCAUGAGCCGAGCAGCGGGGAGGAAGAUCACCAGGAUCAUCAGCUUCUCCAAGAAGAAGCCUUCCCCUGAGGACGCGCAGACCUCCUCCACCGAGGAGGACAUCCCCUGCUGCGGUUACCUCAAUGUCCUGGUUAACCAGUGCUGGAAGGAGCGCUGGUGUCGCCUGAAGGGCAACACCCUGUACUUCCACAAGGACCGCACGGACUUACGGACCCACGUGAAUGCCAUCGUCCUCCGGGGCUGCGAGGUGGUGCCAGGCCUGGGCCCCAAACACCCCUUCGCUUUCCGCAUCCUUCGCAAUGGGCAGGAGGUGUCCGCGCUGGAGGCAAGCUGCUCAGAAGAUCUGGGCCGCUGGCUGGGUCUCCUCUUGGUGGAGACGGGCUCCCAGACAGCCCCCGAGGCCUUGCACUACGACUACGUGGACGUGGAGACGAUCGCCAACAUCGUGACGGCUGUGAGGCACUCCUAUCUGUGGGCCAGCUCCUCCCAGGACAGCCGGACGGACUCCUCCCGCGUGGUCUACGAUGAUGUCCCCUACGAGAAGGUUCAGGCUGAGGAGCAGCCGGCCCGGCCGGCGGGAGCCCAGGUGAAGCGCCAUGCCUCCUCCUGCAGCGAGAAGUCACGGCGAGUGGACCCGCAAGUCAAAGUGAAGAGGCACGCGUCAAAUGCCAACCAGUACAGAUACGGGAAGAACCGGGCGGAGGAGGAUGCCCGGAGGUUUCUGACAGAGAAAGAGAAGCUGGAGAAGGAGAAAGCGGCGAUCCGCAGUGAGCUGGUGCUGCUGCGAAAAGAGAAGCGGGAGCUGCGGGAAGCCGCGAAGGGCAGCACGGGGCAGAAGCUGCAGGAGCUGGAGCAGCGCGUGGCGCAGCUGGAGGAGCAGUGCCGGCACAAGGAGGAGCGCCGCGUCGACCUGGAGCUCAAGCUGACCGAAGUGAAGGAGCGGCUGAAGCAGUCGCUGGCGGGAGGGCCGGCCCUGGGGCUGGCCGUGACCGGCAAGGCCGAGAACGGGGAAGCUGCCAGCAAGCCCAACGGGAGCCCCCCUGAGCACCUGGUCCCCGUGAACUGUGCAGCUGAACUGAGGAAGAGGAGUCCGUCCAUCCUCCCUGCCAACAAGGGGAAUGUGCUGCGGAAGGCCAAGGAAUGGGAGAAGAAGCAGACCUAGGCCGGGCUGUGGGAACGCCGGGCUGCAGCGCCCCGCCGGACCCGGGCUCGCCGAGGAGCCGCGAGCCCCGUGCCCCCGAGGAGGCCGGGGUGCGGGAGAGGCGCCCUCCCAGGCCCCCCCGGCACAGCAGCGCCUGCGGCGGGGGCACCACGCGAACCUGCGGGCCGGGGGCGGGAGAGGGAGCUGGGAGGCGGGUGGGGAAGGGCGGCCGAGGAGCGGCAGGCGGCUCUCGCCCUUGGCGGGUCGCGAGGGGCCGAGGCGGGAUGCAGCCCCACGAGCCGCCCCCGGCCCGUGCGGCUCCGGGCAGCGGGGAAAGGACCGCUGCCGUCUCCUGCCUUCGCGGCACUGCUGCUGAGGUCGGGUGUUUCGUUUGCCGAGGCAUGUAGCAAAAUGGAGCAAAGGGAUGUUUUAAAAAAGAAAAAAAAAGUGCUUUCAAACUGGAGGACUGAGAAAGGAAAUAGUGGAAGGUAAUUUAGCACAGGCAGAAGAAGGGAUAGGAAUAAAAAGGGAAAGCGCAGGCUUUUGUGGGAGCAGGCCCUUGCCCUGUUCAUGCCAGCUGCUGCCACAAUUAGCCUUUGGUGCUCACUGCUUCGAGGCACAUUUUUUCAGUGACCGGGUAAGUGGGUUUUAAUAAAAGCGCUGGUACCAGAAAA
This is a messenger RNA of Dromaius novaehollandiae (emu), 3087 nucleotides long. RefSeq names its product actin filament associated protein 1 like 1 (gene AFAP1L1). The transcript has 20 exons. The record is from RefSeq and is a predicted model, not a curated record. The coding region runs from base 47 to 2434 and encodes 795 amino acids. Gene Ontology annotation, cellular component: cytosol. Lineage: Eukaryota; Metazoa; Chordata; Aves; Casuariiformes; Dromaiidae. Gene Ontology annotation, molecular function: SH3 domain binding.